AUGUUAUGGAAAAUUAUAUUUUUGUUGUCGUGUUUUAACGUUUUAGUGAACGCUACUGGAGGAUGGUUCUCAAAAUGGUUUUCAACACCUCCAAGCCAGAGUAAUUUGCUGAACGUGACCGAAGAGCCGAAUUUAUUUCAACGUAUUGAACAGUGGAUAGAGUCACUAGAAGUGAAGGUCGUUAAAUUUUGGGGUCCUUUGGCACGAAAACCUAACCAAGAUCAAAAAAGAAAGGCAAAAGCCGCAUUGGAGGAUAGUAAAUGUCCAACUGGUGCUGUGGACACUAUACUUUUGAACAGUCAUAUACGUAACUGGCCUGAACAAAUAUUAAAUACACGAUCACGAGUAGUAUACGUGGCCCAUUCUGAUAACGAUUUUGUGUCUCAGGCAGGAAUUUUAUUCAUUUUCGAAAGCCUUGUAUUCGAGGAACCGGUCCAACAGAAUUUAAUUUCGCCAUUAAUAAAACUUUAAUUUUUAAAUUAUAUA
This is a messenger RNA of Adelges cooleyi (spruce gall adelgid), 486 nucleotides long. RefSeq names its product E3 ubiquitin-protein ligase NRDP1-like. The coding region runs from base 1 to 471 and encodes 156 amino acids. Gene Ontology annotation, biological process: protein ubiquitination. The record is from RefSeq and is a predicted model, not a curated record. The transcript is spliced from 5 exons. Gene Ontology annotation, molecular function: ubiquitin protein ligase activity. Lineage: Eukaryota; Metazoa; Arthropoda; Insecta; Hemiptera; Adelgidae.